Messenger RNA from Musa acuminata subsp. malaccensis (wild Malaysian banana), 1681 nucleotides. Its product is annotated as U-box domain-containing protein 4. The record is from RefSeq and is a predicted model, not a curated record. Gene Ontology annotation, molecular function: protein binding. Lineage: Eukaryota; Viridiplantae; Streptophyta; Magnoliopsida; Zingiberales; Musaceae.
UUGGGCUGACAAUGAGUGAUCCGAUCGCAACGUGGUGUUCUAAUUGGGCUUGAAAUGGGCCACGAAGCCUUAGCGCAGCGAAAGACGUGUGGAACGAGGGAGAGGUUGACUGCGUCAAACCCCGACGCCCUAGCGCAGGUCUUGCCGGUCCUCUGCGAUACCGCUCUCCGCCGCGAGGUCCUUUACACCGCCAAGCUCGCUCUCUUCCCCAGAACGGCUUCGUGAGCUUCCUCUUCGAACUGUUGCGUACGCGAAGUUUGCGUCUCUUUUGGCGAAUAGGUGGAGACGAAUCGGAGUGGGGAAGUCCGGUUGUCGCAAGAUGAAGAUGAUGCAAAUGUAGGGUUUCGCUUAAUCGUUCCAAGGUCGCAUCUUGAAUGGUUUUUUGGUCGCCGAGGAACGUACAUGUAUGGAUUUAGAGGCCAUGGAUUCUAGGUUUGAUAUAUCAGGUGAUGAAUCCAAAGUCUUUGAGCUGAUUGAAGAUUUGAAGAGUAAUUCUACAGAUGUGCAGAGAGCUGCUACAGCUGAGCUGCGUCUUCUUGCUAGACACAUGGAAAAUAGGAUGGUGAUUGCAAACUGUGGAGCUAUAAGCUUGUUGGUUGGUCUGCUUCAUUCAACAGAUCCAAAGACUCAAGAAAAUGCCGUGACAGCCCUUCUAAACUUGUCACUAAGUGACAAUAAGAUUGCCAUUGCAAAUGCCAAUGCCAUUGACCCUCUCAUUCAUGUGCUUAAGACAGGCAACCCUGAAGCACAAGAGAACUCAGCGGCAACAUUACUUAGCCUUUCAGUAACUGAAGAAAACAAGCUUCAGAUUGGACGGUCUGGUGCUAUCGGACCUUUGGUAGAACUUUUAGCAAAUGGAACUCUUCGAGGAAAGAAAGAUGCAGUAUCAGCAUUAUAUAAUUUGUCAACCUUGCGUGACAACAAGCUACGGAUUGUGCAGGCUGGAGCCAUGAGUCACUUGGUAGAGCUGAUGGACCCAGCAACUGGUAUGGUUGACAAGGCUGUGGCUGUUUUAGCAAACCUUGCAAGUAUACCAGAAGGAAGAAAUGCACUUGGUCAAGAUGGUGGUAUCUUUGUACUCGUGGAGGUUGUUGAAUUGGGGUCUGCAAGAGCAAAAGAAAAUGCUGCUGCAGCUUUGCUUCAGCUGUGUAAGAAUAGUGGUAGAUUUUGUAGUCUAGUUCUUCAGGAAGGUGCUGUGCCUCCAUUGGUAGCAUUGUCACAGUUUGGUACACCACGUGCUAAAGAGAAGGCUCGGGCUCUUCUAAACUGCUUCCAAAAUCAAGGCUAUCUCCACUCUGGGAGGAGGUGAUUCAUAUCUUCAGGUUUCUCAGCUUCGUGUAACAACAAUUCAAAUGCAAUGGAUUGCCCUGACUGUAACUAGCUGUCUAUCUUGGAAGUUUCAAAGCAUUUCAAUCCAGAUUUGCAUGGGAUGCUGCCUUGUGGAAGAAACACACUAAUCUGUUGUGCCGUGUUUACUGGUGUCUGUUGAUUCUUUUCUCGUUGUAGUCUUAUUGUGUAUGUGUAUCUUUUAUUUCUGUAACAUGUGACUUCCAUCCUUAAGGAACUUCAAUGUUAAAUUGUUGAUAGCCUAUGAUGUUCAUCGGACGCCCUCUCUGAGUCCUUCUUUUCGUUAAGAACAUGAAAAUAAAAAUUCAAGAAAAAAGGAAUAUUUUUAGUUCUA